UAUCUUCGUAUUUCAAAAGGAACGCACUAACAGAUUUUCUCACUCGGUUGUAUAAAAACACGAUACAGUUUUGUGAACAAUAUUGACAAAAGUUACCUAAUUCUCAAAGUUCUCCUCCUCUGACUCUUAAAGCUCUUCUACAUAUGUAAUAAACAAAUUAUUAAAUUCGACAGACAUUUAUUCGGCUUUGUAAGUUUUGUUGUUAUUGCAAACAUUAGUCUUAGCUUAAAAAGCAAGGAAUAUGUAAUUGAAGAUCAACUCUAUCAACUCAUUGUGAGGUACGUAAAAGAGAGAAAAAGUUCAAAUCAAAUUGAUCGCAUGAAAAUUGACUAUCACGCCAGAACAAAUUAAUAACUAACGCAAUUUCAUUUCAAAUGAAAGUCUAUUCCAGCGGAUAAAAGAGUUCUGCUGAAUACAAAUUACUAAAGAAAAGUUGUUCUAAAGAGUUUUGCAAAAAGUUACUUUCUAUCAUAUUUUUACAAUGCAGAAUUUUGACACUCCAAAGUUUUUACAAGUUAAAUCAUCACACUUUCAUUACAAUCCAUAAUACGACCUUUAUAAAUCCAGUCAAACAAAAAUCACCUUUUUCUGCACCUUCUGGAUAAAAAGACCUUGAAAACUGCCAGGAUCAACUAAUCAAGAAGUGGAUAUUGGAAACCUGUGAAAGAAAGAAGAUAAUAAUUGGAAGUGGGUGUGAGUGAGCAUAUGCAAUGCAUGGAAUAAUAUUGAAAAUGUUAAGAGCCGAGAUGCGGAGGUGGAGCCCAGAAACGCUUCUUCUGAUGACCAUCGUCAUAGUUCAAUCAAUUUAUUUCUCCAGCUGCGAAGAAAUUAGCCAAGCUCCAGAAGGACGUAAGCUUCUUUCAACAGCACCACCAUCGACGACUGGGGUGCUAACAAUAGAUUCGAUGAAAGUGGGAGGAAGACAAGAUGAUGAUGCUCUAUUGAAGUUAUCAAACUCAGAUUCAGAUCUAACAGCCACGAAUGUUCCAGUUCUAAAUCAUCAUCUCAAUUUUCCAUCAGCAUCUUUACCUGCUGCUGCUUAUCCGGAGGAGGAGGAGGAGGGCGUGGUGGCACCUGAGAUGAGAAAUGCGACGUCCUUGGACUCGGUGGCAGCCAUCAGAUUGUGUGGUCAGCGGGGGGUGGAGGAACUGAACGCGUGCUUGCGAGAGGCGUUGAAAGAGAUGAGACCCCGAAUGGCUGGGGGGAUCCCAGAACUGGGUGUUCCAGGAGUAGACCCCUUGAGACUGGACCACUUAGCCUUCCACCACCAAACUGGGCCCGUCACCAUCUCCGCCCAAUUCACGAAUGUGGAAGUGACUGGGCUCUCGCAGUUCAACAAGUCUGACUUCUGGGUGGACAUUUCAAGACGUCGUUUAGAUUUUGAUGUAACUUUCCCCUCCUUGUUACUGGCUGGUUCUUAUGAACUCUCAGGCAACAUGUUUUUCGUCCCCAUUUCUGGAGUUGGAAACUUUUGGCUAAGUCUGGGAGGAGUUGGCUCAAAAGGUGCUGGAACAUUGAUUGCGACAUCAAAAAGCGGAGAAAGUGGGAGACGAGUGGGGCUGAAAAGUACCGAAUUGGAUCUCAACAUAGACUCCAUAAAAGUUCAGUUGACGAAUUUAUUCAACGGGGACAACCUCUUAGGUUCUGUAGUGAACACCUUUUUGAACGAAAACUCUCAAGAUAUAUUUGAAGAAUUACGACCACAAAUCGCUGUCCAAGUGAAAGAUAUGCUCACCAUGUUGGCAAAUCAGACGCUUGUGGCACUUCCUGUAGACUUUCUCGAUGACGUCCCAUUGGACCCCAGCAGCGAUGAUGGUUCGGUGUUGACAGAAAAUUCAGAUUCGAAGAACAAUGACAGGAAUAGCUAUCGAUCACUGCCAAUAUCGAGUGCAAAUCUCACUUCUUACUCCUAACAACACUGUGUCGCUGUUUUUUUACCUUGUACACCUUUAUCUGGGUACUACCUUUACAUAUCUAAAAAACCUACAAAAGUAGUUUAUCAUGUUCAAAAACUAAAUGAGCUUUUCGUCAUUUAAUUGGGCAACCGUAUUAUGAAUGUUUAUACACGUACAUAAUAAAAUUCUACCUCGUAUUUAAUUAGCUCUGUAGCUGUAGUUUACAUUGCCCCACUUAAACAAUGACAAAAGAACUACAAAACUAUUCUCUCGAUCUGUGACACCAAUCGUAAUCUUUAGCCUCGAAAUAAAUAUUUGUUCACGGGUCGAAAAAGUAAACUUUUA
Molecule: messenger RNA, 2240 nt
Organism: Folsomia candida
Lineage: Eukaryota; Metazoa; Arthropoda; Collembola; Entomobryomorpha; Isotomidae
Exons: 5
Coding region: 711-1913 (400 amino acids)
Source: RefSeq, a predicted model, not a curated record